This is a messenger RNA of Abrus precatorius (Indian licorice), 2071 nucleotides long. Its product is annotated as cytochrome P450 78A3-like. Gene Ontology annotation, molecular function: iron ion binding; monooxygenase activity; oxidoreductase activity, acting on paired donors, with incorporation or reduction of molecular oxygen. NCBI's taxonomy places the organism in Eukaryota, Viridiplantae, Streptophyta, Magnoliopsida, Fabales, Fabaceae. Bases 184 to 1758 code for a protein of 524 amino acids. The record is from RefSeq and is a predicted model, not a curated record. The transcript is spliced from 2 exons.
ACAUACGGUUCUAUUAGUUUAGAGUGUUCUUGGUAUGUAAUAACAAAAUCAUGACGGUUAUGAUUUCACCUAUCCCUCUCUAUAUAUAUCAUAACCAACCUCUCCCAUACUCACAUCUCAUCUUCUUUGGUUCUCUUUCUCUCUGUGUCACUCUCAUUCCCUUCAAACUCCCAAGUCCCAACCAUGACAACCCACAUUGAUAACCUCUGGUGGGUGUUAGCCUUAUCCUCCAAAUGCACACAAGAAAACAUUGCAUGCUCUGUUCUCAUAAUCGCUUCACUGUGUCUCAUAACCAUGACUCUCUUCUACUGGUCUCACCCUGGUGGUCCUGCUUGGGGUAAGUACUACUCAACUUGGACAAAAUCAAACAACAAAAUCAUUCCUGGUCCAAAAGGGUACCCUGUGAUUGGGAGCAUGAAUCUCAUGCUCUCACUCGCGCACCACCGUAUUGCUGCCGCAGCAAAAGCAUGCAACGCCAAGAGACUCAUGGCUUUCAGCCUCAGCGACACACGUGUCAUCGUCACGUGCCACCCUGACGUCGCUAAAGAGAUUCUCACCAGUUCCGUUUUCGCUGAUCGUCCCAUAAAGGAAUCCGCUUACAGUCUCAUGUUCAACCGCGCCAUAGGCUUCGCCCCUUACGGCGUUUACUGGCGCACCCUCCGAAGAAUCGCCACCACCCACCUCUUCUGCCCCAAGCAAAUCAAAGCCUCCAUACUCCAACGCGCCGAAAUCGCCACUCAAAUGAUCCACUCCUUCAAAAACCACCAUGGCGGUUUCCAGGUUCGCCAGGUUCUAAAAAAAGCUUCGCUGAAUAACAUGAUGUGGUCCGUGUUUGGACAGAGGUAUAAGCUAGACGAGCCAAACAGUGGAAUGGAAGAGUUAAGAGGGUUAGUGGAACAAGGGUACGACUUGUUGGGUACCCUUAAUUGGGGUGACCAUAUCCCUUUUCUCAAAGACUUUGACCUUCAAAAAAUCCGGUUCACUUGCUCCAAACUCGUCCCUAAGGUGAACCGGUUCGUUAGUACAAUCAUCGCCGACCACCGAGCCGACAAAACCCAAACCAACCGGGAUUUCGUGCAUGUCUUGCUCUCUCUCCAAGGACCCGAUAAAUUGUCUGACUCCGACAUGAUUGCGGUACUAUGGGAGAUGAUAUUUAGGGGGACCGACACGGUGGCAGUUUUGAUCGAGUGGAUACUAGCGAGGAUGGUGCUUCAUCCUGAGGUGCAGAGGAUGGUGCAAGAGGAGCUUGACGAGGUGGUUGGCGGCGGUGCUGUGACGGAGGAGGACGUGGCGGCGAUGGUGUACCUGCCGGCGGUGGUGAAGGAGGUUUUGAGGCUGCAUCCUCCGGGCCCACUUCUCUCGUGGGCCCGUUUGGCCAUCACUGAUACGACCAUUGAUGGGUAUCACGUGCCAGCUGGGACCACGGCCAUGGUUAAUAUGUGGGCCAUAGCUAGGGACCCAGAGGUGUGGAGGGACCCACUUGAAUUUAUGCCCGAGAGAUUCGUCGACGGAGAGCCCGACUUUUCGGUUUUUGGGUCGGAUCUGAGACUCGCCCCGUUCGGGUCGGGAAGGAGGACUUGCCCCGGGAAGACUUUGGGUUUGAGCACUGUGACCUUCUGGGUGGCUAGGCUUUUGCACGAGUUUGAAUGGGUACCGUGUGAUGAAGGGAAUGGGGUUGAUCUAACGGAGGUGCUUAGGCUCUCUUGUGAAAUGGCUAACCCUCUCACUGUUCAAGUGCGUCCUAGGCGUGCCUAUUAAGCUUAUAUCAUAUCUAAGUUGACUUGAAACUUUGUUUUAAUGAGGCAAAAAAAAAAAAAAAAAAAAAGAACAGAAAAAGAAAGAGAAGGUUUAGCAUGUGGCAGGUAUAUGACCCUUUGGAGCCACUAUUAAGUGAAGGUAGAAACUUGAGUUGGCUCUGUCUCUUUAGUAUGGGUCAUCAGGUUUUUCUCUUUUUCUUGUUUUUGGUUUUUAAGUUGACCGUCAAGUCUCAAGUUGUCUGGUUAUCAAAGAGUAGAAAAAUAUCUAUUUCCGUUGUAAAUAUUUGGUGAACUUAAUACAAGUUUUAAGUUUG